Messenger RNA from Cordyceps fumosorosea ARSEF 2679, 2532 nucleotides. RefSeq names its product Leucine-rich repeat protein. The transcript is spliced from 2 exons. The coding region runs from base 1 to 2532 and encodes 843 amino acids. Gene Ontology annotation, molecular function: protein kinase binding. NCBI's taxonomy places the organism in Eukaryota, Fungi, Ascomycota, Sordariomycetes, Hypocreales, Cordycipitaceae. The record is from RefSeq and is a predicted model, not a curated record. Gene Ontology annotation, cellular component: cytoplasm.
AUGGACUCUGAAGACGGUGAAUUCUUCAUUAAACAACUGGCCACGUUUGUGCGCACUCAUGAAAAGGCACUCGCCAAUGCUUUACAAUUUCAGCGCCAGAGCCGUCACAGGCCCUCUCAGAGCACCAGCGCCGCGACGCUUCCCCCGCCACCGACCGUCUCGGAGCGCCCCUCAACAUCCUCCUCGACUACUGGUACCCUCGCUGCUGCGCUCUCGCUUGGCAACCUUAGCUUCACCUCUCAUAAUGUCAAGUCUGCAAAGCUGGCAUUGACCCCUCAUCAUCUCUUCUAUCUUCUCUCCCGUUUUGAGGACCUUGGAAUUUCCGUCGGACCUAUGAAGAUUCGCUUGGAGAAUCUGCACGACAGUGCCUCUUCCGCCAACUAUGUAUCAUUCCUCAGUGGUUCCAACCAACGCCCCAGGACUCGUAGUACGGAUGCUACUUCCAUUCAUUCCGUUUCUAGCGUCAGGAGUGUCAUGUCUGGCAUGUCUUCCCUCUGGGCAAGCCUCGGCAUCGGGUCCAGCAUUUCAGCUGCUCGAACCGAACGCCAGAAGGCUGCCCUCGAGGCUGAUAUGAAAUAUCUCUACUCCGCCUUUACCAAGAUUCCCUGCCUGAAACUGGCCCCUGACUGGCGAGCCCGAUUAAUCCGUGGAUACGAGGAGUUUCCCUUUGACUCGGCCGUUCCCCUGUACGCUUUCAAAAACCUCCAAGCUCUCGAGGUCAAUAGCAUCGAUUUUCGCCAGUUUUUUGGAUGGGACCGCAUGGCUGACCAGCUGCGAUCACUGACCCUUAGACAGGCCGGAAUCGAAGAUCCUGCCGACAUUCUCAUCGACAUUGUCCUGGAUGAUAUGGAUAAGCGACGCCGUCGCACUUCCAAGGCCCAGUCAUCGCCCACCACCACUUGGGGCGCAAACAGCCCCCGUCGCAGCCCGUCUUUGGUUCACCCAGAACUUUCCCGCUCAGCUUCCCUCCCUGCUUCCCCGGACCCCCGUGCCGCCCUAGGUGAUCUCCGAAUCGGUUCGCUUACCCCUCCGGACGCAUCUGAUGCCCCAACGAGUCCCAAGAGCCGUCCCAUUCUUACUAGGAAGGAAAGUGAGGACUAUUCCAAGUCCCCUGCCAAGUCCCCGGCAAAGUUUUCACGACCUCGCAGUAUCUCGCCGUCGAGACCCACCACCUCCCGCACGCAUACUCGCAAUUCCCAGAGAAUCACUCGCUCUGGCUCGGGCAGCUCUCACUCCAGCCUCUCGGAUUCCUGGUACCACCACCAUGCCCGCGGCAGCUCUGGUAACUUACUCGCCAUGGGCAUUCUGCCGGCCUCCAAGUGGAGAUUCCUACGGCAUCUCAGCUUGGCCGAUAACGCCAUGACUUCUAUUCCUCCCACGAGUCUGGCCCCGCUCUCCAACACCCUCUACUCGCUCGACCUCUCUUCCAACCUCUUUAAUCAGAUUCCAGAAAGCCUUGCCACCUUGACCGCCCUUCGCGCGCUCAAUCUCUCGCACUGCAUGAUUGAUUCGCUCCAUUCUCUAACUCGCAACCCGCUUCCUGCCAUUACCGCCCUUAACCUGCGAGCUAAUCGUCUUCAGUCACUGGCUGGCAUCGAACGACUGUACCCUCUAGAGCGUCUGGACCUGCGCGAUAAUCGUCUCGGGGACCCUAAGGAACUGGCAAGACUAACUGGCAUCCCCGAAAUUCGUGAGAUUUGGGUGGAGGGCAACCCUUUCACCCGCACACACAAAGACUACCGCAUCACCAUCUUCAACUUAUUCCGCGCAACAGCCGGGUAUACUGAAGAUGUCGUGAUUGAUGGCAACGGCCCAACCUAUACGGAAAAGCGACUGCUUGCCGAGCGUGUCCCGAUCCCCGACUCAGUUCCCGUCGUGAAGCCCGCCCCAGUAGUGGUACCCGCGGUGGAAAUCAGCAAGCCCGCCGUCAUCCAGGGCGCAAGAGAGCCUGCGGUCCUUCGCAAAGAGCGCCCUGUUGCAAAGGCCGUGACGAGUGAGGCCAGCACCAGUUCCCGUCGCCGUCGGAAGACGCCCAAACGGAGAAUUGUGGACUUGGCCACCCGUGACGGCUCGCCUCUGCCCACUACAUCGGAAAGGCCUUCCGACAAGUCAGUUGCUACCUCUUCCUCUACCGUCACGAAAGUCGACGAUGGCGAGACGGGUCUAUCGCCUCGGCGUCAGCUUUUGCCUCCGGUAGUCCUCUCGCCUCGCCAGGGCGAGUUUGCGCCAGUGCUCUCCUCUGCAUCGUCCACAGUCAAGCCUGAGGGCUCACAGCCAGCCCAAGAUGGGGACAGCGAAUGGGCGGCGUCGAGUGACUGGGAUGCCAGUGGUGAUUAUUAUCGCCGCAAAAUCGAAGCUCUCCGAAACAGUGUCGGAGAAGGAUAUUUGAGUGCGCUCAGCGAGGAGAGCUGGGAAUCCACCCCCGGUUUUGACAUGACUGGCUUGCCGAACGUUGCUUCGCUUCGCGCCGGUCAUCUGCCCCAUCAUGUACCUGCUGUCCAGACCGUCCAUAGUGGACGCACACUGGGGUAG